GAGCUGCUGCCUGCAGCCCGCGAACACGUGUGUGUCUGCUUCAAGAUUCGCAGAAACUGAGUCGCCUAAUUGAUGACGUACUCUCCCUCGCUGCUCAUCUCGGCAGCAUCCAGCAAAGUCCUCGGGUUAUAAAACGGUUCUGAUCUUCAUGUUGUGACUUUAUCAUCUUUACUUGCUUUUACUUAUAAAAUAAGAGGAGAGUUCUCUUUCAGAAUACGGGGCGGUGUACAUACAGCGGAGGUUUUUUUAAUCAUUUAAAUUCUGCUGAUUUUGACCUGUGUUUAUUUAUUUGCACCUCGUCCACACAGUCUGAUCGGGUAAACACAAUACAAUGUUGUUACAUCGUUAAAACGAUUCAUUAUCAACUCGGUGUUUAUUUUUUAAUUUCCAAUGGUAUGCUUUACUUAUACGUUUGCGAGUUGUUUGUGUUAUAUUGCAAAUUCCUGUUAGAAUUCCUAAAUACACCAGCAUAUUUUUGUUGCAAUUAAUCGAAUUGAGGAUUAGACCGUGUUUAUUUCAUUUGCAAAUGCAGAUUGUUUUUCGUUGUGUGUUGUCAAGUUAGUUAGACCUGCAGCCUAACCCAGGCAGGCCAGUAAUACUUUUAUUACACUUAGUUCGUAAUAUUUUUAGUACUACCUAGUGAUCACAGUUAAAACUGAUGAUGCUGACCAGACCCUCCCAUAUCCAAGCUCUGUGUCGUCACUUGUUGACCAAACGAGUAGACCUGUGUCUGACUGGGCAGCGUGCACCAGAAAGAUGUGGACAGCAUCCUCCCAGUUAUCAGCUGCUGGUCCCUUAUGUAGUGACGAGCUGGAGACGCGUGUCUUCAGUUCCACCUGGGGAGAGCGGCCAGGUGGGCCAUGACAAAGGGACUCCCCAGAACUCAGAGACAGCACUGCAGGAGAACGGUGUGCAGGGGGGGAGAAGGAGGAGGGCGUGGGAGAGAUCCCUGUCUCCCCUAGAGAGAAUCAGCCGACUCCUGCCCCAGGACUCCCUGACGGAGGAUAUUCUGCACCUGCGGGCAAAACCACGGGAGGAGCAGAGUGAUCAGGAGGGUUCCCUGACUUCCGAGGCUCAUGCUACUAAACCCACUGGUGCUGCCGAUUCCUCUGAGCCACGUGACCCCUCGUCCCGGGAGGUGCCCUUCAAGCCAGGGGACCUGGUCCUGGCAGAGUUUCGCAUGAAGCACCGCGUGGAGUUCAGGAAGAUGUUCAGCCUGAGCUCGGAGGGGAAGCUGCACAGUAACUGGGGCCUGGUCCACCACCAGGACAUCGUGGGCAGGCUGCCCGGCCAGGUGCUUCGGACCUCCACCGGCAUCAGAUUCCUGAUGAGACGUCCCGCGCUGGACGAAUUCGUUCUGCUGAUGAAGAGGGGGCCCACCAUCUCAUACCCCAAGGAUGUGAACGCCAUGCUGAUGAUGAUGGAUGUCAGUGAGGGAGACUGGGUGCUGGAGACGGGUUCGGGAUCAGGAGCCAUGACACUCUUCCUGUCCAGAGCAGUGGGCUCGAGGGGUCGCGUGGUCAGUUUCGAGGUCCGCUCAGACCACCACGACAGGGCGGCGAGGAACUUCCAGCGCUGGCGGUCAGCCUGGGAGGUGGCUCACAGGGAGGAGUGGCCAGACAAUGUGGCCUUCAUCAACAAGGACGUGAGCAACGCAGCCUCCGACAUCUCAGAAGUCACCUUCGAUUCGGUAGCGCUUGACAUGCUCAACCCCCAGGUGGCCCUGCCUGUGGUGCACCGGCACCUCAAACAGGGAGCAGUGUGUGCUGUGUACCUGGCAAAUAUAACUCAGGUGGUGGACCUGCUGGAAGGGGUGCGGCACUAUCGGCUACCUUUUUUCUGUGAGAAGGUGACGGAAGUGACGCACAGACACUGGCUGGUGGCCCCAGUUCUAAGGAAGGACGGGACCAACGCACCCAGGGUACCGCCAGCAGGGGUCAGAGGUCAAGAGGGCGAGCCAGGGAGCAAAGGUCAGGACCAGCCAGAGGACCCCACCGACCAGGAGGAAGGACUGUUGGAAACAGUGAUGGGCAGACCCUUUGGAACGGUGCCUUAUGUCGCCCGUCCUCAUCACGAGCAGGGCAGCCACACAGCUUUCCUGGUCAAGCUGAGGAAGUUCCUGCCUGUGCCGCAUCUCCCCCACACACGUGACUGCUGAAUUCAGUUCAGAAGAAGAGAAAGACUAAAAUGACAAUCAAUAAUAAAGAUGCAGAUUGUUCCAUGUUUUGUAAAAUGUAUUGUAUAUUUUUUGUAUUAAUAAAUAUGUAAUAUAUUUCAA
Molecule: messenger RNA, 2278 nt
Organism: Acipenser ruthenus (sterlet)
Lineage: Eukaryota; Metazoa; Chordata; Actinopteri; Acipenseriformes; Acipenseridae
Product: tRNA (adenine(58)-N(1))-methyltransferase, mitochondrial
Exons: 7
Coding region: 659-2158 (499 amino acids)
Biological process (GO): tRNA methylation
Cellular component (GO): tRNA (m1A) methyltransferase complex
Source: RefSeq, a predicted model, not a curated record